Naumovozyma dairenensis CBS 421 is the source of this 999-nucleotide messenger RNA. It is a transcript of the gene BET4, whose product is annotated as Rab geranylgeranyltransferase BET4. NCBI's taxonomy places the organism in Eukaryota, Fungi, Ascomycota, Saccharomycetes, Saccharomycetales, Saccharomycetaceae. Gene Ontology annotation, cellular component: cytoplasm; Rab-protein geranylgeranyltransferase complex. The record is from RefSeq and is a predicted model, not a curated record. The transcript is spliced from 2 exons. Gene Ontology annotation, biological process: protein geranylgeranylation. Gene Ontology annotation, molecular function: Rab geranylgeranyltransferase activity. Bases 1 to 999 code for a protein of 332 amino acids.
AUGCAUGGUACUAAAAGAAAACAAUGGAGUAAAGAAGCAUUAAAUCGUAAGAGAUUAAAUGAUGUGAAAAAAAUCAAAGAUUACAGAAAACUAGUCGAUAAGGUUUUAACGUUGAAGGAAUCACAAGUGUAUGAUUUAAAAUCAUUGAAAUCCACUACCGAAUUGUUAGAGAUCAAUCCUGAAUUCAAUACAGCAUGGAAUUUUAGAAGAGAUAUUAUUGAUAAUAUUCGAAAUGAAUUGGAUUCCGAGUUUUGGGAUAAUGAAUUGAAAUUCACUAUGAAGACAUUGAAACGAUUCCCCAAAGUGUACUGGAUUUGGAAUCAUAGGGUUUGGGUUUUGAGUCAUCAUGUUGAUUCCUCGAUCAAGAUAUGGCAGAAGGAAUUAUUUAUUGUUAAUCAAAUGCUAGAACUCGAUAGUAGAAAUUAUCAUGGUUGGCAUUAUAGACGUAUCGUUAUUCAAAAUAUGGAAAGGCUAGGAAACAAGAGUUUAAAUCAUCAAGAGUUUCAAUAUACGACGGAGAAGAUUAACCAGAAUAUAUCUAAUUUUUCAGCAUGGCAUCAAAGGGUUCAAUUAAUCAGUAUGAUGUUUGAUCAUGAUGAAAUUGCUAAUAAGCUAGACCUCCUUAAAGAUGAAUUAGAUUAUAUUACAAAUGCAAUGUUUACAGGUGCAGACGACCAAGCUGUAUGGGACUAUAUUUGUUGGUUCAUUGAAUAUGACAAUGUUUUUAAGACUUUAGAAUUAAAGGAAUAUACCAAGAUGUUAAAUGACUUACAGACCAACAUUGUUAUGAUUAAUGAUGAUGACAAAGACUUUUCUGGGAAGGAAAAUCCAUGGUGCUUAAAGGUUUUAAUUCUUAUAGAAAACUUGCAAUGUAAACGUGGUAUUAAAAAGAGUGAUGACGUUUUGAAAUCCAAGGAAUGGCUUGCAAAGUUAAUUGAAGUUGAUCCCUUAAGAGCAAAUAGAUAUAGGUACUUAUUGGACUCUCAAUAUCAUGAAUAG